AUGGUCGCCGCCGCUCCAGGCACGUACAGCGACGACAACGGCGGCAGGUCCAUGGAGUUCUGGCCGGAGUUCCUGGCGACCAGCGGCGGGCGCGAGUUCGUGGCCGGCGGGGUGGGCGGCAUGGCGGGCGUGCUGGCGGGCCACCCGCUCGACACGCUCCGCAUCCGCCUGCAGCAGCCGCCGCCUCCGCCCGCCGGCGGCCUCGCCCACGCUCCGCGCCGCCGCGACACGACAGCGCAACCCUCCGCCGCGCGCCUCCUCCGCGGCAUCCUCCGCGCCGAGGGCCCCUCCGCGCUCUACCGCGGCAUGGCCGCGCCCCUCGCCUCCGUCGCCUUCCAGAACGCGAUGGUGUUCCAGGUGUACGCGAUCCUGUCGCGGUCGCUGGACCCGGAGAGCUCGGCCACCUCCGAGCCGCCCUCCUACGCGAGCGUGGCGCUGGCCGGCGUCGGCACGGGGGCGCUGCAGACGCUGAUCCUGUCCCCGGUCGAGCUGGUCAAGAUCCGGUUGCAGCUGGAGGCGGCGGGGCACAAGCACGGCCGCCACCGCCGCGGCCCCGUGGAGAUGGCCCGGGACAUCCUCCGGCGGGAGGGUCUCCGCGGCGUGUACCGCGGGCUCGCGGUGACCGCGCUCCGCGACGCGCCGGCGCACGGCGUCUACUUCUGGACGUACGAGCGCGCCCGGGAGCGGCUGCACCCGGGGUGCCGCCGGCAGGGCGCUGACGGUGACGGGGACGAGGGCCUGGGCACCAUGCUCGUGUCGGGCGGCCUGGCGGGCGUCGCUAGCUGGGUGUGCUGCUACCCGCUGGACGUGGUCAAGUCCCGGCUGCAGGCGCAGGGCGCGGGGUCGGUGCCCAGGUACCGCGGCGUCGUCGACUGCUUCCGGAGGAGCGUCCGGGAGGAAGGCCUCCCCGUGCUGUGGCGCGGCCUCGGCACCGCCGUCGCCCGCGCGUUCGUCGUCAACGGCGCCAUCUUCUCCGCCUACGAGCUGGCUCUGCGGUUCCUGGCCAGCGGCAGCGGCCCCAGGCUGGUCAUGGAGGAGAACUGA
Messenger RNA from Miscanthus lutarioriparius, 1044 nucleotides. The record is from the annotation of a GenBank genome assembly. NCBI's taxonomy places the organism in Eukaryota, Viridiplantae, Streptophyta, Magnoliopsida, Poales, Poaceae.